AUGGAAAGGCACGGCAGCGGGCACCACCACCGCGACGGCGACUGUGAUGCAGAAGAGGAAGGCGACGAAGUGUUGUUGCUGCUGCGCAACGGGGGUGGCCACGUGGGCAGUCAGCACCUCGCCCUCAUCAAUCCGCGCGCCAUCCACGAGCCCUCACCCCGCCACGACGAGCAGGAAGCCGGCGAGGAGGACGAAGGGGAGGAGACCGAUGGCGAGGACUUGCUGGACGUGGAGCAAGAUGAGGAGGUGGAGGAGGCCUCACGCCCCCUGCCCUUUGCCCAUCUCGGCCACGAGCUGUCCCUGCACCUCCAGCUAGACCACCACCACGACCACCACCACGACCACCACCACGACCACCACGACGAUGAGCAGCUGCAGCCGAGCCUGCCUCCGCCACCAGGGGCUGGCCGAGGUGGCGAAUACCACCACCACCACCAGCAACUGCAGCUGUUGCAACAGCAGGCGGGCGUGGUUGGAGGGGUGUGUGGGGCAGCCGUACCAUCGGACAGCACGACCACCACCACCACCACCACCAGCACCAGCAGCAGCAGCACCAGCACGGCAGUGGUGGGCGGGCGGCGGCCUCCAGCGGACUUCCGGUGCACGAGCAGCAGCGAGGAGAAGUGGGAGCGCAAGUUCCAGGAGCUGGUCGAGUUCAAGCGCGCCCACUCCUCCUUCAAGCCCCUCAAGAAGGCCAACCGCAGGCUCUACUGGUACGUACGCUGCUGCUACUACUCGCCCCAUUCCAACGCCGCUGGCCGGCUCGCUGAGACUGAGCGCGCGGGUGGGUCCCACACCAGGUGGGUCAAGGACCAGCGAUCCUUCUUCCGGGAGAGCCGGCUGCCCGCCCAUCGCAUGGAGAAGCUCGUCCAAGUGGGGCUCUUCGAGGGGGACACCCGCACCGUCAGCGCCAAGUGGGACGACAUAUGGGAAGAGCGGUUCAGCGAGUUGGUGAGUUUCAAGGAGCAGCACGGGCACACGUUGGUGCCCAACAGAGCCAAUGCCGCGCUUUAUGCGUGGGUGAGAAGCCAGCGCCUGGCCAAGAGCAAAGGGCGGCUGAACGACACGCGCAAGCGGAGGCUUGACGAGAUCGAGUUCUGCUGGACGGGCAAGCAGGGCGAGGCCCCGCGGCGAAGUCCCGGUGCCGGCGGUGGCAGCGGCGCCAAGCGACAGAAACUCGAGAUUGUCGUCGAUGAUGACCAGCGACAGGCUCCGCCCGACGUCGCGGCCGCUGCGAGCCUGCUCCAUGCGGCGCCGAGCGCGGCACUCAUGUCUCUGCCACCGGGCCUGGGCAUGGAGGGACUCAACUUGGGCAUCGAGCUGGAUGGAGUACACACCCGGGUGGUAGAGCGUCCGCACCUGCCGCAGGAUCGGCCCUCCCUCCGGCGGAGGUGA
This is a messenger RNA of Acanthamoeba castellanii str. Neff, 1395 nucleotides long. Its product is annotated as helicase, putative. The transcript has 4 exons. NCBI's taxonomy places the organism in Eukaryota, Discosea, Longamoebia, Acanthamoebidae. The record is from RefSeq and is a predicted model, not a curated record. The coding region runs from base 1 to 1395 and encodes 464 amino acids.